CCAAGCAUUAACUGCUGCGCCUCCGGCUCCGCCACGGAGCAUUAACUGCUCCCGGCGGAGGUCGAACAUUAAUUCGUGGGUCCCAUCCCACCGGCGCGGCGCCCUCCAUAUGUAGUCCCUCUCCCUCCCUGCCGCAUCGUUCCUGAACCCCAAUCCCCAGCCCCAAAUCGGCGACCGUCGGGGAUGAGGACGCGAGCGGCGGAGUGCGGCGAGGAGCUGCGGCUGUCCGUCCCCGGAGAGUACCCCUGCGUCCGGCGGUUCCGUUACCGGCGGCUCCUCACUUUCCUCUGGCUCCAAGGCUAUGGCUACACCUUCGUUGCGAUGCUGAGGCAGACGAACGCCUACCUGUGCGUGUUCCAUCUGAAGCACCUGGUGUCGCAGGGGCAGUGGACCGAAGCCCUGGAGUACAUCAUCCCACGCUUCCUGCCGCGAGUCCCCCGUUCGCCGCCGAGCCUCGAGGCCCGCGUCCUCGUCAAGUUCCUCCGCACGCAGCGCUUGUUCGAGCUGGCAGUAGUCAGGCACCUGGACGAGCAUUCUCUGGACCGGAGAGCCAUGUGGGCUAGAGCAGCGGAGAUCGUCGGGGACUUGGCCAACAGGACUCCGGAGUUCAGAGACCGGCUGCUACUGCCGGACGGCCCGAUGGGUCCGCAGCACGUCCUCCCCAUCGGCUUCGGCUUUGCUCCUUUCCGUCGGAGGCGGCACGUCAAGACCCAUACCCGUCCUACCGGCAAGCUUGCACGUCAUCGACAUACCCGUCGGGUAGCUAAACUCUAUUUUGACAAGAGGAUGAGCCUGGCUUCUUGCAGCCACAGCACCCAGGAGUUGGCACCUGAAGUCAUAGCUAAGGCGCGGGAUGAUUGGUUUAGGAGAAUUAUGGAGGAAUGUGUUAAAGCUGCUACAUGUCCGGAGCUUAAUGAAGGGCGUGCACUUCAAUCGAGUGCGCGGGGAGGCACAGGUGGAGAAGUUUGUUUUAUCAAGAGUGCUCGUCAGGGUUCCCGUCCAAGAAAGAGGCCAGCACCAGAACAGCCUGUGGACUAUUUAGCUAGAAAAAGGCAACUGACUGCUGGGGCCCAUUGUGAAGCAAACACAGCUCAAGAAGUUUGUUUUACUGAGAGUGCUCGUCAGGGUUCCCAUCCAAGAAAGAGACCAAUGACAGAACAGAUGGAGGACUGUCUAGCUACAAAGAAGCAACUGACAGCUGGGGAUAAUGGUGAAGCAAGUGUCAAAGCUCAGUCGUCCUCGACAGUCUGAUAGUGUGCUUUUGACCGGACAAAGCGAUGCUGUUGGAACACGAUGUUGUUUUGAUGCAUUUGCUGCUUUGGUUCUGUAGUUACCUGCUUCAUCCAGGCUUGGAAGCCUCCUACAACAUUUGAGUUCAUGCAAUUUAUGCCACUCUGUUAGUAUUACUGAUUCGAGAUACAGUACAAAGUAAUCCCGGUGAAAACUUA
This is a messenger RNA of Triticum aestivum (bread wheat), 1448 nucleotides long. RefSeq lists its product as uncharacterized. NCBI's taxonomy places the organism in Eukaryota, Viridiplantae, Streptophyta, Magnoliopsida, Poales, Poaceae. The record is from RefSeq and is a predicted model, not a curated record.